Molecule: messenger RNA, 879 nt
Organism: Akanthomyces muscarius
Lineage: Eukaryota; Fungi; Ascomycota; Sordariomycetes; Hypocreales; Cordycipitaceae
Exons: 1
Coding region: 1-879 (292 amino acids)
Molecular function (GO): oxidoreductase activity, acting on the CH-OH group of donors, NAD or NADP as acceptor
Source: RefSeq, a predicted model, not a curated record
AUGCCCGUCUCUGAUCAUAAAUACAUCACAAGGCGUCGCCACUCUACGCAGAGCAUAGAACCGAUCCAAAGGCUUGUAGUCACUGCCAGCAUGACGGACCACAGCAGCUUUGCCAAGUACCCCAGCCUCCGCGGCCGCGUCGUCGUGAUCACGGGCGGCAGCAUGGGCAUCGGCGCCUCCAUGGUCGAGCACUUUUCCCUGCAGGGCGCACAGGUCAUCUUUCUCGACAUUGACGACGACUCCGCCGCCGCGACCCUCGCCCGCGUGUCGGGCCUCGACGGCGUCGCGCACGCGCCCAUCUACCACCACUGCGACGUCUCGGACAUUUCCGGCGCGCUGCAGCCCACCGCGGCCAAGAUACUGGCCGAUUUUCCGCGCGUCGACUGCCUCGUCAACAGCGCGGCGGCGGGGAUGCGGAGGCCGACGCGGGAGAUUACGCCCGAGUUCUGGGCCAAGGCCGUCGACGUCAACCUCAGCCACCAGUUCUUCCUCACGCAGGCGCUGCUGCCGGGCUUGCUGCAGGCGGCGGGCACGGCGGCAGUGGUCAACAUGGGGAGCAUCUCGUGGGCGAUCCCGGCGACGGGCCUGGCGCCGUACACGACGAUGAAGGCGGCGGUCGUGGGGCUGACGCGGACUCUGGCGCACGAGCUCGGGCCCCAGGGCAUUCGAGUGAAUAGUAUCAUGCCGGGCUCGAUUGCGACGGAGAGGGAGCUGAGGGAUGUCAUGACGCCGGAGUAUGAGCGGCUGGUGCUGGGGAGCCAGGCGAUUAAGCGGCUGCUGGUGCCGGCGGAGAUUGCGAGGACGGCCAUGUGGCUGUGCGCGGACGACAGCUCGGGGAUGACGAACCAGAGUAUUCGUGUGGAUGGAGGCUGGACGUGA